AUGACCAUCCCGCACUACACCCCGCCAACCGGGCCAACGCUGCUACCCGCGUCGGUAGCCGCAAUGGUGUCGCUAUUCUCGAAGUCCACCAGCAUCUCGAUACGCAUCGGCUCGAAGGUCGGCGCGACGCUGUUGGACACCGCGCGCUCGGGCACAAUGACAUCAUUGGAGCUGUCGCGGGCCGCCGUUGAGGGCAUUGUGCGCCGGGGACAGAAGGGAGUGGUUGUGCGCCGCGGACGCGAAGCAGAGGUCGAGGGCUGGGCAACGAAAGGAUUGACGGCCUUCAACACGUCCAUCUCGCUGACGGAGCUGAUCCUGUCCACGGCCUUCGAGCUCGGCCAGACCACGCUGUCGAGCGUCUCCGCCCUCGCCGAGACAUACGUUCUCACCCUCGACUCAAUCUUUGGCUCCACCGAGACGUCCCGCGCAAUCUCCGAGAUCAUCAAGCUGGUGACCGAGGAGUUCAAGGACUCGUCUGAGCACGAUGGCGAAGUCGGCAUGCGGGACAUCGUGGCGGGGUUGACAUGCUUCGCGAUCCUGCAGUACCGUACGCACGCGCGCCUGGACGCGGAGGCCGUAACCGGCGGCCGGUUGAUGUGGGAUGUGGUGGUUGAUGCGACUCCGCCGGUUUCUGCUACAGCGGAGCCCACGGAGCUGGAUCGCAGGGACGCCGCCGGUGACUUCGGCAUGGAUCGACGCGGGUCGGACGAUAACCUCCUGCCGUCAAUGCUGUUCGAUAAGUUUCCGCCCAACGCGGAGAUUACGGUGUCGACCACGUCGAAUACUACCUCCACCACCACCAUCGAGGUGGUUGGCACGAGUCCGCCGGAUUUCACACCCCCGCCCGGCGCUGUGAUACUGAGUGAGAGCUCGCAGAACGACGGGAAGCAAAGGUAUAAAAUCGUCUACGAGACGGUCACACGGAACGAGCAGAGCAAGCGGCUGAGGAGGGAGGAUGGUGGCGAGCUGGAAAUGGUGGAUGUGCCGGCACCGGCGGGAGAGGAUGCCAGGAUUGCCGACGAGCAGCGUGUAAUCGAGAUAGAGAACACGGCGAAUGAUGAAAAGACGAAGAUGGCGCCGAAGAAGGAUACUUUGGGUAAACAUGAGAGGAGCAGACGGAGAGACAUGAAGGCGGAGGACAAGGCCCCACUGUCAGACUCUGAUACGGAUCGACCGCCUCCGGUUCCUAAGAAGACCAGGGUUUCGUCGCCGUCGGCCCUUCCACGGCCGGCUGCUGCAAACCAGCCAAAGAAAAGGGCCAAUUCACUGCCGUCGGUGGAGAAGGAGAAGAAGAAAGAGAAGGCACGGGAAAGGGAGAGGGAGAGGGAAAGGGAAAGGGAAAGGGAGCGGGAGAAGGAGAAGGAAAGGGCGAAAGAAAAGGGGUUCGGCGGCGCCCUUAGGAAAGCGUUCUCUCCUCCUGUCUUUCACAGCACCCCGAGCCCGAACAAAGAGAACAAGAACAGCGAGAAACAUAGUAUGCAACGCUCAAUUUCUGCAAUCAACGUCUUGACGCCCCCCCAGACAUCACCGACCAAGGUACACAGUCGGCGGUCAUCCAUCACUUCGCGUCCUACCUCCCCCGACGCACGCUACAGUCCGUCCGCACGACACCACUACCGCCGUGGAUCUUUCACUUCCACGACGACCACCCAUCAUGAGCCUUUUGUCAGCAUCCACUCUCUACACUCACCCCGGCGGGAACUGCCGCCACGACCGAGCAGCGCUAUUUCCAUGACGUCGUACGACGGCGACAUGUAUUCAUCCCCGCACAAACAGUAUGUGCCGUCGGUCUACACGCUUCAUACUUCUCACUCGUCCACCUCACUGCACCUCCUGUACACUCCGCCCACUACCGAACACCCGGGCCCAUUCUACCCCUCAUCUUGCCAUCUGUUGCACAACCUUAGAAAGUACAUUCGUUUCGCUGCCGCUUCGUACGGUGUGCAAUUCAUGCGGCUCCUCCUGGGCUCUCAGUUUUUGGCGCCCACUGAGCGCAAUCACCAUCUAGAGCACCAGGCAUUCAGUUUCCACACCUCGCUCCCGGUGGACACUAUCCUGCUAUCAUCGCACUAUGACCCCAGCGGUGGAUUCGACUCCGCUGGUCACACAGGUACUGGUCGGCCACUGGUCCAUUUUAUGUGCGUAGACCACGAAGCCGCGGCAAUUGUCGUCACGUGCCGUGGUACACUCGGACUCGAAGACGUUCUGACCGAUCUCACAUGUGAAUACACCACCAUAUCAAUACGUGGCAGCAACUAUCGCGUCCAUAAGGGCAUGUACAACUCCGCGGUCCUCCUCCUGCGCUCGCGCCUCCUCGGAUCACUCGCAACCACUCUAGCCAACUACCCCGACUACGGCCUGGUUCUAACUGGGCACUCACUCGGCGCCGGUGUCGCAGCGCUAGUCAGCAUACUGAUCUCCUCGCCGGACGACUCGGCGGUAUUCACGACGGCGCACGACUCGCUCCCGCAAGGCCGGCCGAUCCACUGCUACGCCUUCGGCUCACCGGCGAUCGUGUGCGAGCGCCUGCGCAAAGCUACACGGGGGCUGGUCACGACCGUCGUAAACGGCAACGACGUGGUGCCCAGCCUCUCGAUCGGCGUAAUCCGCGAUUUCCACAGCGUCGCGCUAAGUUUCCGCGAAGACACGGGCGGCGUGCUCGCCGAGAUCCGCCGGCGCUUCCUUGCAGGCCUCUGGUACGGCAACAAUAACAGCGAGGAGUGGAGCUGGGAGGUCGCCGUGCUCAAGACUCUGCGUGCCGGAAUGACCGCGGAGAAACUUGUCCCGCCCGGUGAGGUCUGGAGGGUCGCCGCGACGGAUCCGGAUACCGCCGGGAAGAAGCGCGUCAGAGCGUGGGUGGUUGAGGAUGUCGAGAAUCGGUUUGGUGAGGUCACUUUUGCCAAACGAUGCUUUGGCGAUCACUCGCCCGGCGCGUAUGAGGAGACCCUCGAGGCGCUGAGGAGGGGCGUGGUCGGGUAGUGGGGUGGUGUUUUCCGUUUUUCUUUCGCUUUCGCUUUCGCGUCUGGUUUUUUCUUUUCUUUUCUUUUCGUUUAGGU
Tricharina praecox is the source of this 3056-nucleotide messenger RNA. RefSeq lists its product as uncharacterized. Bases 1 to 2979 code for a protein of 992 amino acids. NCBI's taxonomy places the organism in Eukaryota, Fungi, Ascomycota, Pezizomycetes, Pezizales, Pyronemataceae. Gene Ontology annotation, biological process: lipid metabolic process. The transcript is spliced from 2 exons. The record is from RefSeq and is a predicted model, not a curated record.